Molecule: messenger RNA, 3574 nt
Organism: Nerophis ophidion (straightnose pipefish)
Lineage: Eukaryota; Metazoa; Chordata; Actinopteri; Syngnathiformes; Syngnathidae
Gene: sim1a
Product: SIM bHLH transcription factor 1a
Exons: 12
Coding region: 542-2806 (754 amino acids)
Biological process (GO): regulation of transcription by RNA polymerase II
Molecular function (GO): DNA-binding transcription factor activity, RNA polymerase II-specific; protein dimerization activity; RNA polymerase II transcription regulatory region sequence-specific DNA binding
Source: RefSeq, a predicted model, not a curated record
CAGCAGGUUUAUGACAUUUACGAGGUGUUUGCAGGUAAGUCAUAUUUAGGAUGCAUUAAUACAAUCAUAAAUUGUGUGGCGUAAUAUACAGUUUUCUUCUUAAUUUGCCCUGAAUUGGGAAACAUUAUAAAAGUAGUUUUGCAACAGUUGGUAUUUUAGGCCGGAGGUAAUUAGUGCUCUCUCAUUGGCCAAUGGUCGUUCACUGCAUUUGAAGGGCAGCCAAUGAGAAGACGAGUUACAUGUGCUGUCAGCCAAUAGGAGCUGAGCUGCUCGGAGCCCUCAGACUCUUCCCAGUCGGCGUGUUAAAUGACUCCCGGACGGAACAGCCGCUGCUUUUUUGGACAUUUCCCCCGCUUUUAUCGUCUCAGUCGAGACUUGGUCCACGGAGCCUUGACGACGUCCCCGCGGCUGCUGUAGACCUCAGGCCGACUCGACUCGCACUUCCGCCGGCGUAGCAGGUGCUCGCCGCCCGGGAAUGCGGCGACACCCCCGCCUUUUGCUCGUUAAAGUGUGACCGCGGCCAGGACUGCCAGAAGUUACCAUGAAGGAGAAAUCUAAAAACGCUGCCCGGACUCGGCGGGAAAAGGAGAAUAGUGAGUUUUAUGAACUGGCUAAAUUGUUGCCGCUGCCCUCCGCCAUCACGUCCCAGCUGGACAAAGCUUCCAUCAUCCGCCUGACCACCAGCUACCUGAAGAUGAGGAUUGUCUUUCCUGAAGGUCUUGGUGAGUCUUGGGGUCACGUGAGCCGCAGCAGCCUGGAUGGGGUCAGCCAGGAAUUGGGCUCCCAUCUCCUGCAGACAUUGGACGGCUUCAUUUUUGUGGUUGCUCCGGAUGGGAAAAUAAUGUACAUAUCAGAAACGGCCUCGGUUCACUUGGGUCUGUCUCAGGUUGGUUUAGCAAAGGUGGAGUUGACCGGAAACAGCAUUUAUGAAUACAUCCAUCCAGCCGACCAUGAUGAAAUGACCGCCGUCCUCACCGCACACCAGCCUUACCAUUCACAUUUAGUCCAAGAAUAUGAGAUGGAGCGCUCAUUCUUUCUGAGAAUGAAAUGUGUCCUUGCUAAAAGAAACGCUGGUCUUACGUGUGGAGGCUACAAGGUGAUUCAUUGCAGUGGCUACUUGAAAAUCCGCCAGUACAGCCUGGACAUGUCUCCAUUUGACGGCUGCUAUCAGAACGUCGGGCUGGUGGCGGUCGGUCACUCAUUACCACCCAGCGCGGUGACGGAGAUCAAACUGCACAGCAACAUGUUCAUGUUUCGAGCCAGCCUGGAUAUGAAGCUCAUCUUCCUCGACUCGCGGGUUGCAGAGCUUACAGGCUACGAGCCACAAGAUCUAAUAGAGAAGACUCUCUAUCAUCACGUCCACAGCUGUGACUCCUUCCAUCUGCGCUGUGCACAUCAUUUAUUGCUUGUAAAAGGACAAGUCACCACAAAGUACUACCGUUUCCUGGCCAAGCAUGGUGGCUGGGUGUGGGUUCAGAGUUAUGCUACGAUCGUGCACAACAGUCGCUCAUCCCGACCUCACUGCAUUGUCAGUGUCAACUACGUUCUCACGGAGACGGAGUACAAAGGCCUCCAGCUGUCUCUGGAUCAGACCACGUCCAAGGCUUCUCUCCCUUACAACAACACAGCAGGCAGCCUUGCCGAGACCUGCAGAACCCCAAAGAGCAAAAUAUCACGACCCAGAACCAAUGCUAGACUUUCCCCAUACCCACAGUAUCCCAGUUUUCAGACCGAGCGGUCCGAUUCAGACCAGGACAGCGCCUGGAGGGGCAGUCCCCUCACCGACACAGGCUCCCCACAGCUGCUGGAGACAAACGAAGGCCCGGACACCUCUUGUGUCUACAAGCCAUUCCCUGAACCCCGUCCGCUGUGCUACGGUCGCUCGGAGGAGCGCCACCACGCCGCCGACGGCCACCGGCAAGGUCAAAGUUGUGAGCAGGGACGAUGCGAGGCGGGGCGCUAUUUCCUGGGAGCUCCUCCUCCCCGCAGAGACGUGUGGUGGAGCACCGCGAGGUCCAUCCUGCCUCUGAGCAAGGGCUCGUUGGAGAACCACGAGGCAUACGCUGGCAGCAUGGCACACAUCACAGCAGUCCAUUGCUACCAUGGAGGACGUCACUGGGACGAGGACAGUGUUGUGAGUUCUCCGGACGGCGGCUCCACCAGCGACUCGGGUGAUCGCCAGCGAAGCGACCAAUACUGCACCGGUCUACAGGAAGCCAGCAAAAUCCAGACACUUAUCCGAGCCACACACAAUCGGAUCAAGGAGGAGGAGGAAAGUCGACUCCAGCUACGCAAGACCAACCCAAAUACCUCGCUGGGACAAGUCAACGAGCUGCCAAACAGCCCUGGUCCCUACUUCACCUCAGAGUACACCCAGAGGCCGAGACAGGCCGUGGUGUGUCGAGGUCUGAGUCACGUGAUGAGCCCAAUCCCCAGCCCCACUCCCUUGUCAAGGCUUAGCAGUCCAGGUUCCGAAAGCCUCAUCAGGUCCAAAGACUGCCUCCAAACAGACCUGUCCCCGCCGUCUUCACAACUGCACCACCCUUUCGAUCGACCGGGCCCGUGUUCAGCCUCUCCCACCCCGGCCCCGGCGCUGUACCCCUCGCACGCCCACUUUAGGCCCUACUUGGAAAGGCAUGCUCCGUACCCAUUAGCAGGUUAUGCUCUCGAACACCUUUAUGACCCAGAGAGCCUUCGGGGCUACUGCUCUCCUGCCAGCACCGAGGUGACCCCUCACCUCCACAUGCCGGCAGAGCAGACCCCCGGACACAAAGGCACCUCAGUCAUUAUCACCAAUGGCAGCUGACACUCGUUUUACACACGCACUAGGACCGGUGCCGCGAAACCUCUUUGGCCGCCUGGUUAGUCCUCAUCGACAGUCACACCGCGCUUAUUUUUACAUCAUACUGACCUUUGAUUGAUUGAUUGAAACUUUUAUUAGUAGAUUGCACAGUACAGUACAUAUUCCGUACAAUUGACCACUAAAUGGUAACACCCCAAUACGUUUUUUAACUUGUUUAAGUCGGGGUCCACGUUAAUCAAUUCUUGGUACAAAUACAGGUGCUGGUCAUAUUAUUAGAAUAUCAUGAAAAAGUUGAUUGAUUUCAUUAAUUCCAUUUAGAAAGUCAAACUUGUAGAAUGUAUACUUUCAUUCCAAACAGACUGAUACAUUUCAGGUGUUUUUUGGCCAAAAAGGAGAUGAUUAUAGAUGACAACCAAUCCAUCCAUCAUCCAUCAUCUUCCGCUUAUCUGAGGUCGGGUCGCGGGGGCAACAGCCUAAGCAGGGAAACCCAGACUUCCCUCUCCCCAGCCACUUCGUCUAGCUCUUCCCGGGGGAUCCCGAGGCGUUUCCAGGCCAGCCGGGAGACAUAGUCUUCCCAACGUGUGAAGCGACCGGAAUGAGAAUCAGCACCUCCAAGUCCGAGUCCAUGGUUCUCGCCCGGAAAAGGGUGGAGUGCCAUCUCCGGGUUGGGGAGGAGACCCUGCCCCAAGUGGAGGAGUUCAAGUACCUAGGAGUCUUGUUCACGAGUGGGGGAAGAGUGGAUCGUGAGAUCGACAGGCGGAUCGGUGCGGC